AUUAUAGGUAAACCUAAAAGCAUGUAGCCUGAUGUUCCACUUUUGCACACAUGACGACACAAUCUUCUAUAUAUAUAGCAUUUCUUUAGUUGAAUUAAACUCAAUCCCAUUGCAUGUAUAUGCAGCAACUAUUGAGAUAGUUAAUUUCAACGAAAAAAGACGUUCAGUUUUGGCAAAUAUGGGGAGUAGAUCCGUUUUGAAUAUUUUUGUGAUGUUGGUGUUUGUUGGAUGGCUUUUCAUGUGGGUAAUGUUACCUACAAAGACUUACAAAUAUUCAUGGACCCCCCAACUUAAAAACAAGCUCAACUCUGCAUAUUUCAGGGAACAAGGGACAAAUCUUCUUUUAUUUACAUUUCCCAUAAUGUUAAUAGCUGCUCUGAGCUGUGUCUAUCUUCAUCUUUACAGCAAGUCAACUUCUGAUCACAGCAGUACUAAUGGCAAUAAUAAGGGGCAGCGGCAAUAUUUUGGUUCGUUGAAACGGACAGUGGUAGUGAUGGAACCUCUGGGAAUUGUGAACGCCGUUGAACUUACUUUUGCUGCUAUGUUUACCCUACUCCUUAUUUGGUCUUUAGUCAACUACAUCUAUGUCAGCUAUAGUAAUCUCCAUAUGCACAAUCCUGCUGUAAAAGUGUGGAUGACAAAGUUUCGAAGUGUAUCUUUGAGGCUUGGCUACCUUGGGAAUAUUUGCUAUGCGUUUUUGUUUUUCCCAGUGACCCGAUUAUCGUCAAUAUUGCCGCUGGUGGGGUUAACUUCAGAAUCAAGCAUCAAAUAUCAUAUCUGGCUCGGCCAUCUCUCUAUGGCCCUUGCUCUUCUCCAUAGUGUUGGAUUCAUCAUAUUUUAUGCCAUGUCUAAUCAAAUGAUAGAGAUGAUAGAAUGGAGCAGUACGUACGUAUCCAACGUAGCCGGAGAAAUUGCUAUUUUUGUUGCAAUAGCAAUGUGGGUUACAAGUUUGUACAAAAUAAGGAGAAAGAUGUUCGAUCUUUUCUUCUACACACAUCAGCUCUAUACUCUCUACAUCUUCUUCUACCUAUUGCAUGUUGGAGUUGCCUACAUAUGCAUGAUCCUCCCUGGAAUCUUUCUCUUCCUCAUCGAUCGUUACUUGAGAUUCUUACAAUCUAAAAGAAGGGCUAGAUUAAUUUCUUCACGACUUUUACCUUGUAGCACUUUCGAGCUCACCCUUUCCAAGAAUCCAGCAUUGUCGUACAACCCUACAAGCAUCUUGUUUGUGAAUGUGCCAAGCGUCUCCAAGUUGCAAUGGCAUCCAUUUACAGUAGUUUCAAGCAGUAAUUUGGAGUCAGAUAAGCUGAGUAUUGUAAUUAAAAGUGUGGGAAGUUGGAGCCAAAAGUUAGAAAAACAAAUUUCUUCUUCUCCAGAUCGUCUUGAAAUCUCAACAGAGGGACCUUAUGGACCUGGUUCAUCUCCUUUCUUAAGUCGAGAGUGCUUGGUGAUGGUCAGUGGAGGAAGUGGAAUUGCUCCCAUGAUUUCCAUAUUCCGAGAGCUUAUUUAUAGAAGCACAUUUCAACCAAAAACCAAAGUACCAAAGGUCAUACUAAUCACAGCCUUCAAGAACACAUCCGAUCUCACAAUGCUUGAUCUCUUGCUCCCUUUCUCCACAACUCCUUUUGAUAUCUCCAAUUUAGAUUUCCAAAUCGAAGCCUAUAUUACUAGAGAAAACGACCCACAAGAGCAUGAUAAUAACCUCGAAGCUUCCCAAAACAAGCGACUCAUUCAAACAAUAGUGUUCAAACAAAAUCCAAAAGACUCCCCAAUUUCUGCAGCCCUCGGCAAAAGCAGCUGGCUCUGGCUCGGCGUGAUAAUUUCAUCGUCAUUUUUCAUGUUUCUCCUUUUGUUAGGCCUCGUCACGCGUUACUCAAUAUAUCCGGUUGAGCGCGAAGGAAAAAUGUAUCAUUACAGCGCCAAAAUUAUUUGGGACAUGUUCUUGGUUUGUGCGUCGAUAUUUAUUGCCACCAGCAUUAUUUUUAUGUGGCAGAAAAGGGAGAAUGAAAUUGAAGGAAAACAAAUUCAGAAUGUGGAAAUGCCUACCAAUCCUACAAAUUCACCUGCUGCUAAUUUAUGUGGUACGGAAAGGGAACUGGAAAGCCUUCCUCACCAGUCAAUUGUGCAAGCUACUAGAGUGCAUUAUGGUGCUAGGCCUAAUCUAAAAAGAAUACUUUUUGAUUGCAAAGCAUCAGACGUUGGAGUUGUAGUUUGCGGACCGAAGAGCAUGAGACAUGAGGUUGCCAAAAUAUGUGCUUCUGGCCUUGCACAAAACCUCCAUUUUGAGUCUAUCAGCUUUAAUUGGUGAUGCUCCACUUGCUUCCACCACAAAACACGAGGACAUGCAUGUGUGUAUGAUCUUUUACUACAGUUUUAUUUGGUUGUGUGCAGGUUUCUGAAAUAUGGUUUAAUAAGCAGUGUUGUACCAUAAUCUGGUCAAAAGUUGUAUAUAAUGAACAUGUUUGCUUGAAAGGUCAUCUUGUAAAUGAAUUUGCAUGUAAUUAUUAAUAAGUGUAAUUACUAAUUACACAUUUGACAUAUUUCUUUGAUGAAAUAAUUAUUUGAUCAGCAUGAAUAUA
Capsicum annuum is the source of this 2576-nucleotide messenger RNA. RefSeq names its product ferric reduction oxidase 4. Lineage: Eukaryota; Viridiplantae; Streptophyta; Magnoliopsida; Solanales; Solanaceae. Bases 32 to 2305 code for a protein of 757 amino acids. The record is from RefSeq and is a predicted model, not a curated record. Gene Ontology annotation, molecular function: oxidoreductase activity. Gene Ontology annotation, cellular component: plasma membrane. The transcript is spliced from 8 exons.